Messenger RNA from Leptopilina boulardi, 3721 nucleotides. RefSeq names its product trichohyalin-like. Bases 428 to 3568 code for a protein of 1046 amino acids. The record is from RefSeq and is a predicted model, not a curated record. The transcript is spliced from 6 exons. Lineage: Eukaryota; Metazoa; Arthropoda; Insecta; Hymenoptera; Figitidae.
GGAACGAUGAACGAACGCAAGCGAACACGGUUUAUAAAUCGCGAGUAUGUCCGUCUGCAAUGAUGCAGUGACACUUUUAAACCGGUACGUUCAAACAAUCGGCAGCUAUUUCUUCGUGUGACAAAUAUCAUCAGUGACAAUACAUCAGAAAUUCGAUAUUAAAAAAAAAAAAUCCUUGAAUAGAUAUUGCUCCAUUAUAUAAUUAUCGCGGUUAUAGAAUUUCGGUAAAUCGCAACAAAUGGUGAUAAAAAAAAAUUAAAAGGAGAGAUGGCAUAAGAGAUUACAUAUGGUCCAUUACGGAAGAUCGCACCUCGUGCUCGUGUGUGAAUCGCGUGUGAAGUCACUAUUCACGUGUUACGGAUGAACCUUAAAAGAAUUAUCGUCAGUUGUUGACUGUCAUUCCAUUUGGUCUACGACUUCGAGAGGAAUGCAGCCAGGGGUGACAGUGGCUCUGGCCACAGUCUGGUUAGCAGGCGCAGUUGGGGUAUUUUCUGCCACCCUUUACCCCUCCCAUCCCUCCCUCGAUCAAUACUCCCCCCAACUAUCCCCCAAGCAUCAUGAAGUUACCCAAGAAACUCAGGACCAUGCAAACUCAAAGUUGCAUGAUCCAAAGGAUCUUCUUACUUCAAAACACAAUCAAACAUCCAACCUUCAUCCAUCGAUUGAGAUGUCAAAUUUAAAACUACCUCGAGGGACAUUUCUCCGUUACGGAUCUCAGGAUAGGUCUUACGGGAUUGGUCCAGAACAAGUUGACUUGAAUCUUUCCUUUAAAGAUGGCAUCCAAGAUGAAAUUCAAUCUAAAAAUGUCGCGAAAAUACAGGAGAAAAAAUUCAAUAAAAAAGAAUCACAUCGUCAGAAAAUGAUUGAUAGUCAACAAAAGAAAUCAAUCUUAGAGGAGGAGGAGGAAUAUUCCGAUUAUGAUUCAUUUCAAGAUCAAGGACCCGGGUCCAUUGAGGUCUAUAAAUUAGAUCUUUUCGAGGAGGGCUCAUUAUUUGAUGGUAAUCUAUCCAAGAAUGGUAAUAAAAAAGAUGAAACUUCUUCGAAUAAACUUGAAAAUGAUCAAAAGACAAAAAAGAAUGAUACAAAAAAAAAUGAAAAGAAAAAAAUGAAUGAAAAUCAGUUGUUGAUACCGUUUUUGAAAAAUUUAAAAACAAGAACUGAAAUUUUGUCACCGGAAGUUCGUUUAACGAAUAAGUUAGAGGAUCAUUCGGAAAAUGAAUCAUUUGGAAUGGGUGGAGUGCCAGAGUUGCAAGUUGGAUGCGAAGGUGUGGAGGCAAGUCUUCGAGACAAGAGAUUUUCAUUACGAAAUAACAAAGAUUCGAGUCACGAUAAAGAAAAGUCUUCUCUUUAUCCGGAAAAUAUAGUCAAUGUACAGCUCGUCUAUGAAUCAGAUGAAGAUGAAGAUCCUCAAGGUGUAUUUUAUGAGGAGAGAGAUGAGCUCAUAAAGUUGAAAAAGUUGGAGCAAGAACUACAAAAUCCACCUCCGCACAGAGGUGAUAUACCAGUACAUUUAUAUGAAGAAUAUGAUAAAAAAGAAAAAUUACCAGUUCGUGGAGAUUUGGCUUUAGCUUUUCUCGAUCCCGAUUGGGAUAUAAUGAUACAGAAUAAAGAUAUCAAGGAUCGUAAACUAUUGUCAAUAUCUCAAUUUGCUCCUUUGAGAAGAAAACGAGAUAUCAAUGAAGAUAUGUGGGGCUAUGGUGAGGAUGAGGGAAUUAUGCCUGACGAUGUGGAUAGAAGAAGAGAUGAAGAAAGAAGGAGAGAGGAGCAGAGAAAAAGAGAUGAGGAAAGAAGAAGAGAGGACGCAAGACGAAGAGCUGAUUAUAUGAGAUAUAGACAGGAAGAAAGAAGAAGGGAUCAUCAUCAUAAUCGAAUUGACGAAGACAAAAGAAGACGGCAUGAUGAAAAACGAAGAAUGGAGGAGGAAUUUCGAAGGAAUAGUUCCCAUAGACGAAAUUGGCCAAAUAAUUAUGAAAAGGGAGAAAAUGAUAAUCGAAGAAGAGAACACACAGACGAUAGAAGAAGAUCUGAUGAAAAUAGAAGAAUGGAGGAACAUCGAAGGAUGCUGGAGGAGAGAAGAAGAGAGGAGGAUGAGAGAAGAAGACCCCAGGAAAUGAGAAGACCUCAGGAAGAUAGAAGACAACAGACAAAUUCUGAGAGAAAUAGCCAUAGAAGACAGGAGGAAAGAAGAAGACACGAGGAACAAAGACGAAGAAAUCCUACUAGGCAGGAGAAUGAUAAAAAAUUACGGAAUUACAUAUCAACAAAUACACCCAUUGUUAUUGGCAAUCAACCAUUAGACGAUCCGCGAAGUAGACAUGAUGACAGAUAUCAUCAACCAGUUUGGAUGGAGCAAAAAAGGCCCAAAGAAUCGACACGACCGUUUAAUGCAACGGGAAUCAGAAAUUUGGAUAAUAGAAGAAAUUAUGGUCCAUCGCCUCCCAAUGAUGUGGGUCAGAGGAAUGAAAUGGAUGACAGAAGGGAACGUGAGAGAAAAGAAGAAGAAAGAAGAAGGGCCGAUAGAAGAAGAAUUGAACUUGAGGAGAGAAGAUUGGAGGAGGAGGAUAGAAGAAGAAAAUCGCAAAGAUACGAGGAGGAAAGAUUGUGGCAUGAAAAAAUGAGAAGUCAAGGUGAGAGAAUGAGACAAGAGUGGAUGCACGAGGCGAAUAGAAGAUCGCAGGCUGAACGACGACCACCUUGGAUUAGACCUUAUCAAUAUCCCAAUUCCAAUGAGAAGGGUUAUCAAUAUCCACCUCCGGAUUUUAAUAACAAAGGUUAUCAACCACCUCCUCCAGAUUUAAAUAACAAAGGUUAUCAACCACCUCCUCCGGAUUUAAAUAACAAAGGUUAUCAACCUCCGCCUCCUCUUCCGGAUUUAAACAACAAAGGAUAUCAACCUCCACCUCCUAUGGAUUUAAAUAACAAAGGUUAUCAACCUCCACCGCCUUCUCCUCCGGAUUUAAACAACAAGGGUUAUCAACCACCUCCGGAUUUGAACAAUAAAGGAUAUCAACCACAGAGAGUAAAUCAUGAAUUCGAAAGAGAUCGUCAGAGAUUAAAUCAGGAGAGAAGAAGAAAUGAUAUGGAGAGACAGAAUAAAAUUCGAGAACAUGAAGAUGACAGGUAUCAGGAAUUAAAAAGAAGACAAGACACUGUGAGAAGUUUGGACGAGUAUCGUAGACGACAGGAAGAGGAGGGACUGAAUUCUCUACCUGUGAGUGCGACGAUAAUAAUUCGUCCGGGAGGAUCCGGCAGCACCAACUCCUCUUCUCCAGUGCUGUUCUCGAGAGGUGGCUUUGGUAGCGAAAUCGAUUUUCCGGGAAUUAAUCCAAAUCAGAGAGGAAUUCAAGCUGCACGAUUUCCAGCGCCAGCUACACGAAAACCACCAGUGAAAGGACCAGGACCUUGUAUUUGGGCAGUGAUUCAUUGUUGUCCAAGAAGUGGACGUGCGGCUAGUUGCUUCGAGAGUUUGGGAUGUCCUGGAAUUAAUUGGGACCAUAAUCAUUGUAAUCCAACUAUUAUCGAAGCAGCUAGGAAGGAAGUAGCGAAAUUCUACAAUACUAAUCAAUAAAUUGAUAAUCAAUUUAAUUAAUCAAUUUUAUUAAUCUAAAAUUUAUAUACUCAAAACGCUCAUUAAUCAAAUUGUGCAUUAUUUUUUGUCUUUAAAUUCAUAUUAUAAUUUAUGCGAUUCUUUCCUUAAAUAUAAAUUUUUUUUUCGAAAGAC